AGCACGCAUUUCUUGUUUAUAAGCUCUGAUAUUGUGUUAACUCCUGUCACUUGUGGUAGAUUUUAGACGGAUUGUACGACGAUAAUGCCGUUUUUGGGUAGGGACUGGAGGUCCCCAGGUGACAGCUGGGUUCGGACUGGAGCUGGAUGGGAACAAGGCAAAUGUUGGAGGCAAAAAUUUCUGGAGAAUCUGAAUGAAAACAUCAUUGCCAGUGGUUCCAAUAGUGAUGUGAAUGUGCCCGAGACUGACCCCGCACCUCCUAUCAAUGCUACAACAUCUAAACAUAGGAUGAUCCGUUUUCCAGAAUUGACAGCGCAAUGCAGUAAAGAGAAGCUGACCGACAAUCUCCACCCGACGCGAGGCCUUCAGCCACAUAUUCAUAUUCCAAAGGGUAUUUCGAAAGAGCGUAAAGCCAUGGCCAGUAUUAGUGAUGCAUUUAACAAGCUUGACAUGCAGUCAGCUGUCAAGGACCCGAGGAGAUUCAGGUAUACUUGUAAGAUUCUUCAACUGCUGAUCAACAAAAAGUUUGUCCAUUUGAGUGGCACAUCACAAAAACAGAUCAUUACAGUAUUAGAGGAGGCAGUGAAAAUAGUGCUUAAAUCUGAAACAGAUGUGCACUUUGUUCAUGGCCUCAUACUAGACUACCACACCGCCCUGAAUAACGCCAACAGGGUUUGCAUAGGGAGUUCAUCAUUACAUAAGAAACACCUUGAGUUGACUGAGCAGAUGAUGGACAGACUUGACAAGUUCCACCCAACAGAGCGGAAAGAUGACGGGCAAGCAAUGCUGCUGAAUCUUCCUGAUGAAGUCCUCCGCGAUAUUCUCCGCCGCGUGACAGACCAUGUCGAUUUGCUUCACACAGGCGCCACGCAGACAGAUCUUUACCAGUUAGUCCAGGAGGAACUUCUCUGGAAGGAGAUGUGCUUCUUUCAUUUCACGAAUAUCCAGCUGUGUUCGGGACUUGCCAAGAACGAGUGCCUGGAUGACUGCAACUGGAAAUGGAUGUACCGGAAAUUAGUCAGGCGGCAUGGAAAGAAAGAACUCUAUGCAGUGCAGGUAUACCUGUGCUCAAACUGUAAUGCCCUCUUCUGGAAGUCCCAUGGUCAUCCUUGCCCCUGUUCAGACCCCGAGAUGCCUCCACAUUCUAUCGCAGUCUCACCGGACGCCUUCAUCAAUAUAUUCUUCUACUGAUCAAAAGAUGGCGCUCAUAUGAAGAUUCGGAGGGAUCUUUGGCUUAUAAAUUCUAAUCCUGUGAUGGAUGCAUAAUGACUUGAUGCUGAAUAAAUCAUAAGAUUGUGAUAAAAGUCUAA
Lineus longissimus is the source of this 1310-nucleotide messenger RNA. RefSeq names its product F-box only protein 32-like. The coding region runs from base 85 to 1191 and encodes 368 amino acids. Gene Ontology annotation, molecular function: protein binding. The transcript has 9 exons. The record is from RefSeq and is a predicted model, not a curated record. Lineage: Eukaryota; Metazoa; Nemertea; Pilidiophora; Heteronemertea; Lineidae. Gene Ontology annotation, biological process: protein ubiquitination. Gene Ontology annotation, cellular component: SCF ubiquitin ligase complex; nucleus; cytoplasm.